This is a messenger RNA of Drosophila grimshawi, 4096 nucleotides long. RefSeq names its product NPC intracellular cholesterol transporter 1 homolog 1b (gene Npc1b). The record is from RefSeq and is a predicted model, not a curated record. Bases 121 to 3861 code for a protein of 1246 amino acids. Gene Ontology annotation, cellular component: membrane. The transcript is spliced from 6 exons. NCBI's taxonomy places the organism in Eukaryota, Metazoa, Arthropoda, Insecta, Diptera, Drosophilidae.
AGUUGUUAGUCAGUUAGCGAAUUAGUCGGGUGGUCAGUUCCAGUGCCUGCUGGUCAAGUGUGCUGGAAAAAUAAUUCUCUUCCUUUCUCUUUUUUUGUUGUAAUUUUUUGACUAAGUGAAAUGAAUGUGAAAUUUGAGCUGAUUGCGCUGUUAAUUGUGACAGCUGUGCAGCUGGAUGUUAGAGCCGAUUGCGUUUGGUAUGGCGAAAGUCAUAAGAUCGGUAACAAUAUCGUCAAUCUCGCGUAUUCCGGCCCAGCGUUACCCCUAAACGAUCCUAGUGCUGAGGCAGACUUCGCCAGACGCUGCCCGAUGUUGUAUGCCGAAUACAAGGGCGAAACUGGAGAGGAUGCACUGAAGCUAUGUUGCGAUGCUGAUCAGAUUCGCUCCAUGGAUUCGGGAAUGACGCAGGCAGAUGGUGUCUACUCCAGGUGCCCCACCUGCACAUUAAACAUGGGUAUCACCAUAUGCGCGAUGACCUGUGCAAAAAAUCAGUCGCUCUUCCUCGCCACCUAUCUCGACAAGAAUCCCAAUAACGUGGACUUUGUGACGCACCUCGAUUACCGCCUGAUUGAUGAGAAAGCUAGAAAGAUUUACGAUAGCUGCAUUGGCAUACAUCAUUCGCAAACGGGUCGACCCGCCAUGGAUCUGGCCUGUGGUGCGUACAAUGCGAAGACCUGCGACUAUCGCAAAUGGUAUCGUUUCAUGGGCGAUACCUCACUCAGCGACUAUGUGCCGUUUGACAUUAACUACUUGUGGUCCGAGGAUGCGGAAGAAGGUUCCGACGACAUAUAUCUGGAUGUAUUCCCAUUGGACUGCGGACAGAGCUAUCCGGGCAAUUUUCCCUGCGCCUGCAUCGAUUGCGAGCAGUCCUGUCCGCUGACAGAGGCGCCAACUGGCUACGUGAGUCCCUGGCAGGUGGCCGGACUGUAUGGUGUUACAUUUGUAAUUUCUCUGGUGUUUGGUGUCCUAAUUAUCGGCUUCAUUUGCUGGGGUGCGACAGGAGAUCGACGAGGUCCCACGGUUUGUAUGCCCACCCUAUAUGGCGAUUUCAUUUAUCGCGGCUGUCGCAGCUGGGGCACUUUCUGUGCCAAACAUCCGGUUUUGGUGCUGGCCUUGUGCUCAUGGGUGAUCGGUGGACUAUCUUAUGGUGUGCUCUACAUGAAAGUGACCACAGAUCCCGUCGAGCUGUGGGCCAGCGAGCAGAGUCAAACUCGCAUCGAGAAGAACUACUUCGAUCAGCAUUUCGGGCCUUUCUAUCGCACAAAUCAGCUUUUCAUAAAGCCAGUGAAUAAGGAUACGUUUACACAUGAGACCGAUAGUGGAGUGCUCACCUUUGGACCCGCCUAUGAACAGAAUUUCCUGCAGGAGGUAUUUGAGCUGCAGGAGCAGAUAAUGCAGCUGGGCAUGUCGGAGGGUGCUGGCCUGGACACGACAUGCUAUGCACCCGUUCUGUAUCCGGGAGUUAAGCCCACGGUUGAUGACUGUUUGAUUCAGUCCAUCUAUGGCUACUUUCAGAAUGACAUGAGCAAAUUCCAGAACUCCUACGUAGACAGCAAAAACAACACCAUCAACUAUCUCAAUCAAUUGGAGGAUUGCCUGCGCGUGCCGAUGAUGGAGAACUGCUUCAGCAGUUAUGGCGGACCCAUUGAGCCGGGCAUUGCUGUUGGCGGAAUGCCAAAAGUUGGCGCUGGUGAGGAUCCCGACUAUAUGCUAGCCACCGGCCUAGUGCUGACCUUCCUAGGCAAGAACCAAAACGAUGAAUCACUGCUGGAGCCAAGUUUUGUGUGGGAGAAGCGCUUCAUUGACUUCAUGAAGAACUACAGCAGCGAUAGUCUGGACAUUGCCUACUCGGCGGAGCGAUCCAUUCAAGAUGCUAUUGUGGAGCUGUCCGAGGGUGAGGUGGGCACCGUUGUCAUCAGCUAUGUGGUGAUGUUCCUCUAUGUGUCCAUCGCUCUGGGACGCAUACGCAGCUGUGUGGGCUUCCUGCGCGAAUCGCGGAUUAUGUUGGCCGUAAGUGGAAUUGUUAUUGUGCUCGCAUCGAUACUCUGCAGCCUGGGCUUCUGGGGAUAUUUGGGUGUGACGACCACAAUGCUGGCCAUCGAGGUGUUGCCAUUUCUAGUGCUCGCCGUUGGCGUCGACAACAUAUUCAUAAUGGUGCACUCAUACCAGAGAUUGGAUCGCAGUCGCUAUGCGACCACACACGAGGCCAUCGGCGAGGCAGUCGGCCAGGUGGCACCCUCCAUUCUGCAGACGGCCAGCAGUGAGUUCGCCUGCUUCGCCAUCGGUGCCAUCUGCGAUAUGCCAGCCGUGAAAACAUUUGCCAUGUACGCAGCCAUGGCCAUUGUGCUCGACUUUCUGCUGCAGAUCACCGCCUUUGUGGCCCUGAUGGCCAUCGAUGAACGUCGCCAUGAGGACGGACGUCUGGAUAUGCUGUGCUGUAUGCGCACCAAUGUUGAGCCCCAGAAAUCCCAUGAGGCUGGCCACAUCGAGAAGCUCUUCAAGAACUUUUAUGCGCCCUUCCUGCUAUCCAAACCCGUGAAGAUGAUCGUGUUGCUGGUGUUCACUGUGAUCACUUGCCUGUCACUGAUGGUGAUGCCUUCAAUUGAAGCGGGAUUGGAUCAGGUUAUGUCCAUGCCCAAGGAAUCGCAUGUGGUCAAGUAUUUCCUUUAUAUGGACGAUCUAUUGUCGAUGGGGGCGCCCGUCUAUUGGGUGCUCAAGCCCGGACUCGACUACUCCAAUACCGAUCAUCAGAAUUUCAUUUGCGGCGGCGUCGAGUGCAAUGAGGAUUCACUGUCCGUUCAGCUCUACACCCAGUCUCGCUAUCCAGAUAUCACCGGCCUGGCCAGGCCGGCAAGCUCAUGGAUCGAUGACUACAUUGAUUGGAUCAGUAUCGGCGAUUGUUGUAAAUACAAUAUUACCACCGGUAGCUUCUGUCCAAGCAAUUCCAAGAGCGACGAUUGUCUGCCCUGUGAGCGAGAAUUCUCUGAAAACGGCCUACGACCCAGCUCCGAUACAUUUGACAAAUAUGUGCCAUUUUUCCUCUCCGAUCUACCCGAUGCUGAGUGUGCCAAGGCGGGUCGAGCAUCCUAUGCGGAUGCCAUCAUUUAUACGCUGGACGAUGAGGGACAGUCGACGAUUUUGGACACGUCUUUUAUGCAAUACUCGACAACAUCGACAACGUCGGCUCAAUUUGUUGCCGCACUGCGGGAGGCGCGUCGCGUCCAAUCUAACAUUAAUACGAUGUUUGCAAGGAACAAUAUCGAUACGGAAGUAUUUCCGUAUUGUGUGUUCUUCAUCUUUUACGAACAGUAUCUGACCGUGUGGGAUGAUGCACUGCUCUCGCUGGGUCUGUCGCUGGCGAGCAUAUUCUUGGUCACAUUGCUGCUGACCGGAAUGGAUAUUACAUCGGCGGCGAUUGUGCUUUUCAUGGUCAUCUGCAUUCUGAUCAAUAUGGGUGGCAUGAUGUGGGCGUGGGGAAUCACACUGAAUGCCAUCUCAUUGGUCAAUCUGGUCGUAUGCGUUGGCAUUGGCGUGGAGUUUGUGGCGCACAUUGUGCGCUCCUUCAAGCAGGCCGAGGGCAAUGCCCAGCAGCGGGCAUUGCAUUCGCUCAUCGUUACGGGGAGCAGUGUUCUGUCCGGAAUUACGUUGACCAAAUUCGCUGGCAUUGUGGUGCUGGGCUUUUCCAAUUCGCAAAUUUUUCAGGUCUUCUAUUUUCGCAUGUAUUUGGGCAUUGUGCUGAUUGGUGCGGCGCACGGCUUAAUACUGUUACCGGUGGUGCUCAGUCUUCUUGGUCCAUUGAAUACGCGGGCCAGAAAAUCCAGCACUAAAUCGGUAACAUCAACAUCACGGGGAUCCAACUAAGUACUAGAUUAAGCACAAGUCUGAAUGCCAUUGUCGGUGUGAGUGUGUGAAUGGGUGUGCGAGUGUGUCUGUGCGUGUCUGCAUUAACUGGUCAGGUAACAUUUAAUCUGUAUUUUGUUUUAUUUAUAUAUAUUUAUAUAUAUAUGUAUAUAUGUAUAUUCAUACUUCGUUAUUUCUUAUUUUGGACUGCUAUUUAAAAUUAAUAAUAAACAACAAUAACAACCAACAAAAAAAA